Messenger RNA from Mytilus trossulus (common blue mussel), 306 nucleotides. Its product is annotated as scale keratin-like. NCBI's taxonomy places the organism in Eukaryota, Metazoa, Mollusca, Bivalvia, Mytilida, Mytilidae. The record is from RefSeq and is a predicted model, not a curated record. The transcript has a single exon. Bases 1 to 306 code for a protein of 101 amino acids.
AUGGGGCUAAUGGGCUAUGGGGCUAAUGGGCUAUGGGGCUAUGGGGCUAUGGGGCUAUGGGGCUAUGGGGCUAUGGGGCAAUGGGGCAAUGGGGCUAUGGGGCUAUGGGGCUAUGGGGCUAAUGGGCUAAUGGGCUAUGGGGAUAUGGGGCUAUGGGGUUAUGGGGCUAUGGGGCUAUGGGGCUAUGGGGCUAUGGGGCUAAUGGGCUAUGGGGCAAUGGGGCAAUGGGGCUAUGGGGCUAUGGGGCUAUGGGGCAAUGGGGCAAUGGGGCUAUGGGGCUAUGGGGCUAUGGGGCUAUGGGGCUAA